AAGUAAUUAAAGUGAGUGGAAUAUCUUUAUCGUGGAAGUAGUGAAAAAAGUACCGAAGAAUAAUCGAUGCACAAUUAAUGAAAGUUCGAAGAGAAGUCUCGUGAGGUCUGCGGCACGUACGCUUUGCAGGAGGUACCCGAGUGGUUGGUAACAGAGACGCUUAGUAGAUGAAUACGGUCCUGCGCGAUCCCCUCCACUUUCCUCAUCCCGCUAUACGACCAGUCAGUUCCUUGUUUGCCAUACAAAAUCCAAUAGUUUGCCUUGUACCUCGAGAGAGUGCGAGUAUGUCUUUUCCAUUUGCCUUUUUUUUUAAAAAGUGCGGUAAUUCAUCAAAGUACUCGCGAAAAUGUGCAUUUUACUAAGUUUAUUCACUCACACAACAAGAUUUCGAUGGUUUUGAGAGGGAGAUCCCAGAAAGCAUAGUGAAUUCCUGUCUGAGACCAGACCGACCGGCCCGUUAAGGCUUCGUCGAUUUUUUGGUCGUGAAAAAACAACGGAGCCGAAGCUUUUGUGCAGAAAGUCAGUUGGACGAUUGAAAAAGACCGAUACGACGAAAACCAGUGUAUCUAAGUGCGCGUACGAAUACUCGAGGUGACUCCUGUGUAAAAGGAGCACCGCAGGACGAAUAUUUUCACUGGAGUUCUCGAGAAAAUGUGUUAUGUAUUUACGUGGAAUAUUGCGUAACGUCGAGGGCCGGGAAGUGUUUGGAAACGUGCAACACUGACAAACCUCGCUUCGACGACUUUGCAGCACGGGCAGCACGAGCUCUACGCGUCCGUGCAGCUGGCUUUACCGGCUCUAUUUCGUCUCUUCUAUCCCAGCGAAAUUCCCCUCGCGAUACCGCGAUCGAAAUUUUCCAAAGGAAGAAACUCCACCGACGCUCGUAUCUUCUCGUGGAACAGCACAAACUUUCCUCGCGAUCAACUUGAUUUCAACCUCGACCACUUGCUUCUGGAUAACUUCUCUCGAAAUUCCCUGGUGCAAGGACGUUCAACUUCUUUUCAAAUGGAAAUUGUAUUUCCAAUGUGAUCUGCGAUGAAACGUGUUCGCGGGCUGGACGAGGUAGCAUCACCAGCAGCAGCAACAUUAAAGCACUCAUCAGUGAGUGCAGGAAGUGGCUUAGGUGGCGGAGGAGGUGGUUUGGAGUACCAUUCAAGCAGUGGAAUAGGCGUUGUUGUACCUGGCCAAGCAGUUCGAUCAGUUGCUUCGAAAGAAAUGCCGGGAAGCAUACAAUUUGGAACUGCUCAAGCUCAACAGCAAUAUACUGGAGCAAUUGUAGUGCCAACUGCGGCUCCGUCCCCUAUUAAGGGAAGUGGAUCUGGAGGACUUACUUCUACAUGUAGUAGUAGCAAUGUAAACACUAGUGGAGGGUUACAUGGUGGAAUAGGUGGUGGGAGUAAUCAUAGUAUGGGUUCCCAGCAGCCUGCACCAGGAACCCAAAAUCAAGUUCAUAGCCAACAGCAACCAACAAUAAGGCAUAAGGUUCAUUCUAGCAAUGUAGCACCAUUAGCUUCUACUCCACCAGGCAGUAGCCUAGGUAGUGGCAGUGGAUCCCAACAAUUCCAGAGAUUAAAAGUAGAAGAUGCAUUGUCUUAUUUAGAUCAAGUAAAGUACAAAUUUAGUGAUCAGCCUCAGGUGUAUAAUGAUUUUUUGGAUAUUAUGAAAGAAUUUAAGUCACAAAGCAUAGAUACACCAGGAGUAAUAACAAGAGUGAGCCAUUUAUUUAAAGGACAUCCUGAACUUAUUGUUGGUUUUAAUACCUUUCUUCCACCUGGAUAUAAAAUAGAGGUGCAGGCAAAUGAACAAGGAUAUGCAUUUCAAGUAUCAGUUAGUAUGCCAAGUCCAACAGCAACACAUACUGCUACCUUGUCACAACAUCAUUGCACUGUAAAUGUUGGUUCGCCUCCUGUUGCAAGUCCACCAACACAACCAGCAAAAGCUCCACCAGUUUUACAAAUAAUGCAAGGAUCCGGAAAUAUACAUCAUUCAUUGGCAAAUAAUAUUUCGAAUAACAGUUUAACUGUACAUGCACCCUCACCACCACCAGUACAGGCAUACAAUAAUUCACAUGUUAGUGCAGCUCAAGCACAAGCUGUGAGUCAAGCGUUAAGUCAAGCGCAGGAUGGUAUUCCGACCAGUGGGCAAACUCAACAGAGCCAACCAGUUGAAUUUAAUCAUGCAAUUAAUUACGUUAACAAAAUUAAGAAUCGGUUCCAAGGUCAACCAGACAAAUAUAAAAGAUUUUUAGAAAUUCUACACACUUAUCAGAAAGAACAACGAAAUUUAAAAGAAUCUGGACAUAUGGGUGGCACAAGUGGAUCUGGUGCAUCAGGUGGAGCAAAACAUUUAACAGAAGCAGAAGUUUACAGUCAAGUUGCUAAAUUAUUCGAAAACCAAGAAGAUUUACUUGCUGAAUUUGGACAAUUUUUACCAGAUGCCACUAAUCAACAAAGUGCAUUGAGUAACAAGACUGCUACAGUUAACGAUCAUACAACAAUCGUUAAAAAACCAUUGGGACCUAAAGCACCUUAUAAUAAUUCAGGAAAUAUUUCAAGAGAUCUUCGAGAAUCAAGCGGUAUUAAUACAAUAGAACGAGAAACUCGUGAUCAUAGAGAUCGUGAACGGGAAAGAGAUAGAUCUGGUAUACGAGAUAUUAAUAGUGUACAAAAACUUGGCCACAAUACGGGACAAUUAAAAAGAAGUCCGUCGUUUUCACCUUCGGUAACAGCUGGAAAUUCUCAUCAUAUACAACAUGGUCCACCUCCUUUAAAAAAGCAUAAAGUAUCAUCCAUGCGUGAAUGUGUUACCAUAGCGGAAGCUGGAAAAUAUGGUAGUCUGAACGAUUAUGCUUUCUUCGAUAAGGUUCGUAAAGCAUUAAGAUCUCAAGAAGUAUAUGAAAAUUUCCUCAGAUGUUUGGUUUUAUUUAAUCAAGAAAUAGUUUCCAAAUCUGAACUGGUGCAGUUAGUAACGCCAUUUCUUGGUCGCUUUCCUGAACUUUUGCGUUGGUUUAAAGAUUUCCUGGGCCAUUUGCCUGAAUCUUCUAACACCAAUACAACAAAUGCGAGUAGCAAUUUAAAUGUCGAGGCGCUACCAAAUAAUGUUGUACGAAGUCAUCAGGAGAGACCGCAAGGUGAUUUGGCGAUGGAAAUUGACUAUACGGCAUGCAAGCGCUUAGGGGCAUCAUAUUGCGCAUUACCAAAGUCUUACGUUCAACCAAAGUGUACAGGAAGAACGCAGUUAUGUAAAGAAGUUCUUAACGAUACAUGGGUUUCAUUUCCAACUUGGUCAGAAGAUAGUACAUUUGUAACAUCCAGGAAAACUCAAUAUGAGGAAUUCAUUUAUCGUUGCGAGGAUGAACGAUUCGAGUUAGAUGGUGUGAUAGAAACUAAUGCAUCAACGAUUAGAGUUCUAGAGGGUGUUCACAAAAAAAUGAGUAGAAUGAGCCAAGAAGAACUUCAAAAAUUUAAGUUAGACGAUUGUCUCGGUGGUUGUUCUCCUACAAUUCAUCAAAGAGCCUUAAAAAGGAUAUAUGGUGAUAAGGCUGCUGAUAUUAUAGAUGGUCUUAAGAAAAAUCCUGUCGUAGCAGUACCAGUAGUUCUUCGUCGAUUAAAGAGUAAAGAAGAAGAAUGGCGGGAAGCGCAAAAGGGUUUCAAUAAAAUUUGGAGAGAACAGAAUGAGAAAUACUACUUGAAAUCUCUAGAUCAUCAAGGUAUCAAUUUCAAGCAAAAUGAUGUAAAAGCUUUAAGAUCUAAAAGUCUAUUUAAUGAAAUUGAAACAUUAUAUGAUGAGAGACACGAACAAGUAGAUGAUGGCAGCGGAGAUGGCCAAAAUAAUAGUGGUCCACAUCUUGUAUUACCUUAUAAAGAUAAAUCUGUCCUAGAUGACGCAGCUAAUCUUCUUAUUCAUCAUGUAAAACGUCAAACAGCCAUCCACAAGGAAGACAAGCAACGAAUAAAGCUUUUAUUAAAGCAUUUUAUACCUGAUCUUUUUUUCCAUCCACGUCAAGAAUUAAGCGAUGAUGAACGAGAUGAAGAUGAUGAGAAGGAAGAUCUCAAUGUAGCAGCAUGUAGUAAUUCUCAAUCGGCAACGAUGAACAUCUCUCCAUUGAGUGGUGGUCUCCAAGCGAAUAGAAAUAAGGCCCCUGUAUCUCCGAUUCCGUCUUCCACAUCGAUUAAAACUGAACCUGAUAUUAAAGUACCAAUUCAUGCCAUGUCGAAUGAUCCUGAAGAAGCGUACACACUUUUCAUGGGCAGCAACAAUUGGUACCUUUUUUUAAGGUUACAUCAUAUUUUAUGCGAAAGAUUAACAAAAAUGUACGAUCGAGCUGUGGCUCUUGCUGAAGAGGAAUCGCGAUAUAAACAACAACGCAAGGAGAGUACGGCGGUCGCAUUACGAUUAAAACCCAAAAAUGAAAUUGAAAUUGAGGAUUAUUAUCCUGCAUUUUUGGAUAUGGUUAAGAACGUCUUAGACGGUAAUAUGGAAAGUACUGCGUAUGAGGAUACUUUGCGAGAAAUGUUUGGUAUUCACGCAUAUAUCGCUUUUACGUUAGAUAAGGUUGUGACGUAUGCCGUAAGACAAUUGCAGCAUUUGGUCUCAGAUCCUAUAUGCCAACAAUGCAUGGAAUUAUUCCAGCGAGAACAACGUCAACCAAAAGAAAGUAGUGGUGCAGGUGGUUUAUGUGCUACAGCGUACAUGAGACUUGGUGCAGAAAUGUCGUAUCAACGUAAAGCUGAAAAAGCUAUGGCAGACGAGAAUUGUUUUAAGAUAUACAUUUAUAAAAAAGACUGUAAAAUGACAAUGGAAUUGUUGGAUACGGAAGGUGAUGAGGCGAUGGACAACAAUUGUAGGGAAAGAGAAAGGGAAGGAGUUACUGUAUCUGAAAAAUGGUCUACAUAUGUUGAGAGGUUUUCUGCUCCAGCUGGUCAGACUAGCCCGAAAGACACCCCUACCUUAACAGACAAUGAGCCAACAACCAAUCAUCCUGUGAGUAACGACCAGGCAGCAAGGGGGGGGAGGGGCAGAAAGCGCAAGAACACUGACACUAGCAAGAAGGUUGACUGGUAGUGUGCAUCUACUGAAUCUAAAUCUGAAAUUUCAUCAUUCGCUAUCAUACAUUCGAAUAUUAGUGAAGCCUUUGGGAAGGAAUUAUGGAUAUUGACUCGUGAACACAUUACUUCCACGCCACAUCACGCCGUGCAGGGUAAUCGUGGCUUUUUCUAUCUUCUGAUCGUUCCAACUUUAAAUUUGUCACUAUGAAACUUCUAGUAUGCCGGAGUAACUAUUGAGUCCAGAAAAGAAAAUAGAAAAGAAAAAAGAAAACCAGUGCUGCAGGAAAAAAAGGUGCAGAAUACGAUAAAGUACCAUUUUGAAGAUUUUUCAAACACUUCCAAAGGUUGUGUGUUAUGGUUCCUUACGGAAAUUAACGAAAGAAACUUGGGAAAUUUCUCGUCCGUACUAUUAAAUUAGGGUAUGUUAACGAUACAUUGAAAUUGUAUAUUUUUUAGACAUUAGGCUAGGAUACCAGCCUUAUUUAAAAGAUUUUUAAUUACGACGAACACUUGUCGAUUCGACGUGUUGUUAUAUAUUACAUUCUUCGAAUCAAAUUUGUUCGAUUUAGAAGUAGUGUGAUAUGUAAAAUUAUAGUAUGCAUUGGUUCUAGCUUGAACUUAAAUGAAAACUGGAAGUAGCGUUAUCAAUGGCGUGGACCAAGUGUGUUCCUGGCUUAACUGUUGCGCCACUGUGAAAUACACGUGUAUGAUAAUUCUUUGCUGUGUAUAUAUAUUAAUAUAUAAGUAGUAAAGCAAAGAUUAUAUGGUGUAGCAUGUAAAUAGAAAAUCACUUGUAUCUUUUAAUUAAUUCAUAGCUCUAAUUGAAACGUAACAGUACGAAGUGUUGAUAUCCCUUCAAUUGACUUGGAAUAAUCUGCCAAAGGUUUCACAGUUUUAGCUCUCUCGAUUGUUGUUGUUGGUUUUUGCAUUGAGAUAAGGUCCAUUAAUUUUUUUUUUUUUUCCAUUUUUUUUUUCAUUUUUUUUCUCGUUUCUUUCUUUCUUUCUUCCUUUUUUUUUUUUUUUUUUUUUAUUUUUACUUGUUUGAUACUUCAAUUUUUAAAUUUUUUGUAAUUUCACUCGUAAUUACAUUCUUCUCUUGAAAAAUGACACAAUUCUGUCAAAGGUGUUAAUAAUUUUUUAUUAACGGUGCAAAUUAUAUAAAUUGUUGCUUAUUAAACUUUAGCUCAAGAGUAUCGGUUUUAAUGUCGUAUCCUCCGCAGGUUUGACGAACGAGUUAACCAACUUUAUAAUUGAAAAUGUGCUUUUUAAUUUGUGUCGUUUAGGACUUCUUUUUUUUUUUUUAAAUUAAACAACAUUAAGAAAUAUUGUUGACGAUUGCUAGUUUUUAUUGUUUGACGUCGAGAUAAAGAAACAAAUCUACGUUUUGUAUAUUUUAUGGAUAACAGGUACUACUUCUUAGUUUUUCUUUGCCAUAGUAUUCUGUACAGCUAUAGAAACACGUUUAUGACGCAAGUGGAUUUUCAGAUGCAGUGUUCGCAACGUUGUUUCCUCAUUGAAUAAUAUCUUCGUAUUUUGUACAAAAUGUAAAACAUGCAUUUCCUGACAAGGCUCUGCAUCAUGGAAUUUUAAGCGCUAUUAUAUAUAUAGA
Molecule: messenger RNA, 6657 nt
Organism: Apis mellifera (honey bee)
Lineage: Eukaryota; Metazoa; Arthropoda; Insecta; Hymenoptera; Apidae
Gene: Sin3A
Product: paired amphipathic helix protein Sin3a
Exons: 16
Coding region: 1036-5064 (1342 amino acids)
Biological process (GO): negative regulation of transcription by RNA polymerase II
Cellular component (GO): chromatin
Molecular function (GO): transcription corepressor activity
Source: RefSeq, a predicted model, not a curated record